Messenger RNA from Pimephales promelas (fathead minnow), 2592 nucleotides. RefSeq names its product methyltransferase like 25 (gene mettl25). The record is from RefSeq and is a predicted model, not a curated record. NCBI's taxonomy places the organism in Eukaryota, Metazoa, Chordata, Actinopteri, Cypriniformes, Leuciscidae.
UACAGAAAAUGUGUCAACAGCAGCAGCUCUCACGAAAUUCUCACUUUUCUGUGUCGUGAAUAAUGGCGUUUAAUGACUUGCCUAUUGACACUUUAAAAAGGAAAAUACAUGAAGUUAAGCGCUUUCUCUCCAUAUCGCUAAGCAUCUCGAAUGCCCAUACAGUGGACUUUUACACGCGUGAUGUUUGGAGCACGUUCAUGAGUGUGAGUCCACAAGAAGUGUUGCAUUCUAUCAGUUCCACUGAUGACCGCAUGGAGGCGGUAGAAGAGAAGGAAAACACCACAUUUGGUUUCUGUAAUGCCUCAAAUAAGCUGGUGGACAUAUCAGCGCUGCUGAGGGCAGCGAGAGCCCACAGUAUCCCGGGUCUGGGGGUCAGUAUGCAUCUGGAAGAGCUGAUGGAGAAUCUGACACUGAUAUAUGGAGACACUAUAGCGGGAGAGUCAUCAGACAAAGUUCCUGUUCCAGAUGAGUUUAUGAACUGUAAGAAAGCCCAUGAGGUGCGGGCGAUGUCUGAGGUCGUGGCUAGUUUGGCUGAAUACUGCCGGGUCAAACAGGUGAUAGACGUGGGAUCUGGGAAAGGCUACCUGUGCUCCUAUCUAUCCAUGCAGUUCAACCUACAGGUAUUCGGUAUCGACUCUUCUAGCACCAACACACACGGAGCUCAGGAGAGGAACAGGAAACUGAAGAAGUUCUCCAAAGCCUAUCAGAAACAGAACAGAGCCAGUGGGAAUCAAGCUUUGGACAGUGAGGAUGCGAGUAAACAACACAGCAGAAGCUGUGAGAACAGUGAUGGCAACAAAAACUUUAUUACAAAUGGAAAAGGAAGGUUUGCAGCUCAAGAGGAAACCAGUGAUUUAUCCAAACACGUCUCCAGUGAUUUAUCCGCUUCAGAUAAUGCCACAUUAGACCCCAGUGAUUGGGAUGCAGGAAGCAGCUUCCUCAGCACGCUGUCUCUAGACGUCAUAGAGGACGCUUCUCCUCGUGUCCAUCCCAGCCAGCUGAGCCUGGAGGAACGAGAGAGGAGGAAGAGGGACAAUCUGGAGAGGAAAGAGAGGGAAGGAAGGAGGAACGACAGCGACAGCAGCCUGUUUUCACCUCUGACCUCAUACGUCACUGCAGAAACUGAGCUCAAGACGCUGAUCACUGAGCUGGAGGAUGCAGUUCUGGUUGGCCUGCAUACGUGUGGAGAUUUGGCUCCCAGCACUCUGCGGAUGUUCGGGGCCAAACAGGAGCUGCGGGCCGUUUGCAGUGUGGGCUGCUGCUACCACCUGCUUUCUGAAGAGUUUGAUCAGGACAGACAGGGGUGUGUCAGUGGUGCGUGUGGUUUCCCCAUGAGUCAGUAUCUGAAGGAUCAGGCCUGUUUCUGUGGUCGAAACGCCAGGAUGUCAGCAUGUCUCGCUCUGGAGAGGGUGUCUGCCGGAGGAGGGCUGCCUAUGGAGUCACUUUUUUAUCGGGCGGUUCUCCAUGUUAUUUUACAGGAUCACUACGAUUGCUUUAAAAGUGAGAAACGUGUCGGGAACGUGUACUCCAAAGCCUCUUCGUUUGUGGACUAUGUCAGACGGGCACUUAGGAAGCUGGAUCUGGAUGAGACUAAACUAUCUGAUGGCGAUAUUCAGAGCUAUCAUGAUCGCUACACACCCAGGAUGAAUGAGAUGGUUGCUUUUAACAUGUUGAAAGUAACCUUGGCUCCAUGUAUAGAGGGUCUCAUCCUCCUGGACCGACUUUGCUACUUGAAAGAGCAGGAUAAUGUUUCUCAUUCUGCGCUGGUUCAGCUCUUUGACCCCCUCCAGUCCCCGAGAUGUUAUGCAGUUAUUGGUAUAAAGGAAUCUACAGUUUGAACACCAAAGCUGGUAGUGCUGCUGUUUAGUGUAAAAUAUUGAUUUAAUUUUAAUGUAUUAUUUUGAUACAACUUUAUUGCUUUGAUUUUCCAUUAUUAAUUUUUUUUUAAAGUCCAGAUUUUAAAUUAAUUGUUGUCGAUUUUCCAAACCAACAAUUAAAAAUGCUCUUUUACAAUUUUUUGUCAAUCGCUAACACACAAUUCAUGAAACAAUUCACCAUUUUCUCACAACUAUGAACACAAUCUUAAAUCUAUACACAAAUGCACAGACUUCUCCAAUAACACUAAUAAGAUCAAUUCAAAAGCAUCCUUUUGGCAAUCACAAAUCAUUUUGCAAGUCAAUAUCUAGGAAGGAAUUACAGGAAGGAAUUGCAGUAUACACAUAAAUAGAGGGUUGCAGAUACAGUGAAAUUCAAAGAAUAAGCUUUAAGGAAAAUAAAAUAAAAGUACAAAUACAAAAUAAUUGAUGAAUAUGAACUCAGUAUGCAACACAAAACAGUAUAGUGAUGACCCUGUAGGCAAAUGGACUCUCUUUUUAUUUCACCAGAAACAUUUUUUCUUGUCCUCUCCUCUAUCUCUUCCUUUGUGUCCCGCCACUAGGAUACAUUUUUCCAAAGCACACAAUCACCUGUAUUUAUAUUAUCCUGAUAUUAUGAUAUUCAGUUUUGAUAUUUAAUGUUUACACAUGGAUAAAUGUAUGCUAUUUGCAUUGUCAUGACUUGAGUUAAAUAUAUUGUGUACUUGUGUUUUCUGAA